UUCUACGGGUGAAGAGGACGGAAGACUUCCAAUGUCACGAACAAGAGGGGUGAACUUGGUCAACCUCCUUGUGUUUCAGAAGACUGGAAAGCUUUGGCACAGUGGCAUACAGUACCAGUCUGUGUGCCCAUUGGGUAGCAAGAGUGCCGUGGCUCCGGCCGCUGACCAUGUUGCUGGACCGCAGCAGCAGGCAAUCCUGGAAGAAAUAAAGAUUCCUUUCUCCCAUGCACAUAUUGGAAAUUUUUUCCAAGAACAACCCAAGUUGGGAAACCAAUUCUUGGAGGAUACACUACUCCAAAACUAUCUGAAGCGACAUCUUCCUCCAGCGAUACUGGAAGAGGUCAGCCAAGACUUUGAACGUUUUGGACAGCGUCUCGUGGACGAGAUUGACUCACUUGGACGUGAGUGCGAGUUGAAUCCACCACAGCUGCAACAGUAUGAUGCCUGGGGUCAAAGAGUGGAUAAGAUUGUUACUUGUCCGGCCUGGAAGAGGAUGAAAGAGCUGUCUGCAGAGGAAGGCCUUGUGGCAGAAGCAUACGAGAGGAGGUAUUCUAGCUGGAGCCGUUUGAUUCAGGUUGCCAAGAUCUAUCUGUACGCGCCAUCUUCUGGACUCUUCACCUGUCCGCUAGCCAUGACUGAUGGUGCAGCCAAGGUCAUAGAGUCUCUGGGUAGACCAGCCACUCUAGAAAGUGCUUUUAAACAUUUGACCUCACGAAACCCUAAUCAUUUCUGGACCUCCGGACAAUGGAUGACAGAGCGCAGAGGAGGAUCAGAUGUUGCGGGUGGAACAGAGACAGUGGCACGUUGUCAGGAAGAUGGGACUUAUCGGCUUCAUGGGUACAAAUGGUUCACAUCAGCUACAGACUCAGACAUGAGCUUGACCUUAGGCAGGGUGAUCAAUAGCCAAGGUCAAACAGUGCAGGGAACUAGAGGGCUGUCGCUUUUUUACCUGGAAGUUCGAGGUGCAGAUGGGAAGCUGAAUGGAAUCGAGGUUCAGAGGCUUAAAGAUAAACUGGGUACUCGACAGGUGCCAACAGCUGAGCUUCUACUUGAUGGGGUGAAGGCUUUAAUGAUUUCUCCCGAGGGCCGCGGAGUUGCUUCUAUCUCCAGCAUGCUGACUAUUACUCGCAUGCACAACACUAUUUUUGCAGCAGCUGGCAUGAGGAGGGUAAUCAAUUUAGCAAGGGAGUAUGCGGCCAAACGAUUUGUGUUUGGAAAACUAAUAAAGGACCACCCGCUACACAUACAGACUAUGACACGCAUGGAGGUGGAGGCGCGUGGAGCUUUUCUGCUCGUGAUGGAAGUUGCUCGUCUGUUGGGUCUGGAAGAAACAAACAUGGCAACAGAACAGGAUCUUUACCUCCUCCGUUUACUUACACCCAUUGCCAAACUGUACACAGGAAAACAGUCUCUUGCAGUUAUAUCAGAGGGGCUGGAAUGUUUCGGUGGACAGGGCUACAUGGAAGACACGGGCCUGCCUGCGAUGCUCAGAGAUGCUCAGGUACUGACAAUAUGGGAAGGGACAACCAACAUCCUGUCUUUAGAUGUCUUGCGUUCAAUCAUGAAGAGCAAAGGACAUAUCUUGAGUGCCUACCUCUCUGCCACUCAGGAUAAGUUGGAAGCUGCAGCUAACGUACCUGGGCUUUCCAAAGCUGCGCAUGUCUCAAUGAAGGCACUACAGCAGCUCAAAAUCUUUACACAACAAGCAGGAGAGAGAGGAGGUGGCUUCAUGGAACUUGCAGCCAGAGACUUUGCUUACAGUCUUGCUAAGAUUUAUAUUGGUUCACUCUUACUUGAACAUGCCGCAUGGGCCGGAGCAUCAGAAACAGACAAGUACUGUGCUGAAAGAUGGAGUGAGCAGGACCUGUGCCCUGUAUUUAAAGCUGAAGCCUCGGGGAUCUACAGCACAGAAGCACAGUCCCUGGCUAAGCAGCUGGUGUAUGAAAAAAAGCGCCCUCUUUGAAGAGGGAAACUCUAGGCUCACGUACCUGUGGCAGCACGGUAUUUUAAUUACAGUGCCUUCUGUGUAUAUUAACUAGAUUUCCAUUCUCAGUAUAGAAGACUAAAGGACUCCUUUUUAGAACACAAGGGUACAGGGUAUUAUAAAUGUAUUUCUGGGUGAAAAAUCCUCAUUAGCCAUGAUUUUAACUAAAAUGUUAUAAUUUGUCAGGCAGCUCUCUUAUGCUUGGUUAUUGAAAUAAUGCUUUUUCAUUGCUAGAGGACACUUAGGUCUAUUGUGCAAAA
This is a messenger RNA of Spea bombifrons (plains spadefoot toad), 2244 nucleotides long. Its product is annotated as acyl-CoA dehydrogenase family member 11-like. The record is from RefSeq and is a predicted model, not a curated record. Gene Ontology annotation, molecular function: oxidoreductase activity, acting on the CH-CH group of donors. The coding region runs from base 32 to 1963 and encodes 643 amino acids. The transcript has 15 exons. NCBI's taxonomy places the organism in Eukaryota, Metazoa, Chordata, Amphibia, Anura, Pelobatidae.